AUGGCCUGGCCCCAAGCCAUGGCAUGGCUGCAGAAGGUGAGGCAUUGGUCCUUAGACCCCACCAUCGUCAGCUUCAAUGCCACCAUAGAGACCAUGAAGCGGGCCUACGAAUGGUGCAGAGCGGUUGCCUUGCUGUCCGAAGCCACUGGCAGGAGCUUGCAGCCCAACUUGGUGUCCUACGGCACGGCGGUCAGUGCCUGUGUGGCAGCAGCACAGUGGCUGAAGGCCCUGGAGCUGUUCCAUGGCGUUCGAGCCAUCAGGGGCCGCCCACAGCGAGGCCGAGACCACGGCGGCCUCGUGGUGCUCUACAGCGCUGCGGUGCGCGCCUGUGAGACGGCGGCCAAGUGGCCGGAGGCCUUGGAGCUACUGCAGGUCAUCGCCAAAAGCCGAGUGAAGCUGGAUGGAAUCCUGUACAACUCAGUCCUCAGCGCCUGCGACAAGGGUCAUCGAUGGGAGGAGGCUCUGGACACUCUCAGCAGUGCGAAGCAACGCUGCGUCGAGAACAUCGUGAGCUACAGUGCAACCAUGAGUGCCUGUGCAAAAGGCGCUCAGUGGCAAUGGGCUUUGUUUCUCCUGAGUGACUUGCAAGAUGCAAAGUUGUAUCCAAAUCAGGUGACCUAUGCAGCCGCCAUCAGCGCUUGUGAGAAGGGUGAAGGGCGCUGGGCUGAAGCACUCUUCUUGCUGCAAGAAGCGCCGCAACGUGAUGACCUGGUCACCUCUUCGGCAGCCAUCUCGGCCUGUGAAAAAGCUUCGCAAUGGAUGGUGGCACUGGAGAUGUUUACCACAAUGCCAGAGCAGGACCUGGUCGCAUACAAUGCCACAGCUAGCGCGUGUGCUAAAGCACAGCAAUGGUCGCAGGCGCUGCUUUUGCUGAAUCAAGCAGAGGAGAAGCAGCUUCAGCCCACUGUGACCAGCUAUGGUACAGUGAUCAGCAGCUUCGAAGAGAGCGCUCGUUGGCCAAAUGCCAUGGACCUGUUGUGGCGAAUGCGAGCUGGCUUGCUACAACCCAAUAUGGUCGCCUUCGGCUCGUGUGUGGAGGUGUGCUGCAGGAGCUUGCGCUGGAACCAGGCGCUGCAGCUGCUUGGCGAGAUGGAGGUGGCCCAGCUGCGUCCCAAUCUCAUUGUGGCCAGCUCUCUGGUCGCCGUGCUGCAAUCGACCCAGGGACCUGCUUUAAAGGCAGUGCUUGAACAUCUCCGGCGUGCAGUGUAUGUCGAGGAUGACAGGCAUGAACCAGUGCUUUGCGCUUUGGGCGACCUGGAUGAUGUUUUAGGUGCCCCAGAAGAGCUGAUGAUUCGACGGAAGGUGCUGGAGCCAGUCUGCGUCCUAUUCUGCACCGUCUGCCUCAGGGCUGACGUCGCAGCUGGCAGCGGCAAUGCAACAAACGUGACGGGAUUUGGUGUUUCUCAUGCCCGUGGUGCUUUGAAUUUGCUGGGAAUGCGAUGGGCUGGUGGCCGCCCAAGGGUCGGCAGUGGACAAAAACUGCCGAACGGUUCCGGUCACAUGAUACUGCCCCCGGCCCCAAACCAUGAACCCCAAAGAUAA
Molecule: messenger RNA, 1542 nt
Organism: Cladocopium goreaui
Lineage: Eukaryota; Dinophyceae; Suessiales; Symbiodiniaceae
Source: the annotation of a GenBank genome assembly